Gryllus bimaculatus (two-spotted cricket) is the source of this 529-nucleotide messenger RNA. The record is from the annotation of a GenBank genome assembly. NCBI's taxonomy places the organism in Eukaryota, Metazoa, Arthropoda, Insecta, Orthoptera, Gryllidae.
GCUUUACCGUCUGAUUGCAAUGGAUACAGGGAAGUACAGGUACAUACUAGAACAACAACCCUAUCAAUCCCGUCUGAGUUUCGUUCACUAGAACUCUGAGCGUGAGAAAGUUACGUGAUUGGUCGAAGCCGUUGUCGUUGCUCACCUCGGACACGAUCGUCUCAUAGCCGUGAGGGCGGUCGUAGGUCCAGCCGGUGUCGCACUCUCUCCGCGGCCAGCUCUCCCGCUCGCCGUCGCUGGGCGGCUCCACGCCGCUCAGGUUGAGGUCGAAGCGCCAGCACGACGCCGCGUCGCCCGGGACGUUGUACCGCCAGCGCUCCUCUGCGGCCGCAUCGCACACUUCGGGCAGACGGCACCUGCGCAGGAACAGAAGACUUUUGGACAGCACGACGGAAUGGAACAUCUAUUUGUUUCUCCGCUGCUUUUUAGAACUUGGGUACCUGCAAGUGCUGAUGAUCCAAAUAGUCGAAUGCCUAUUAUUCCACGGUAUUACGAUUCGAAGGUCGUGUAUGAAGAAGAGGUGUAUGCA